UACUUCCUUACACUCCCCAAGCCUAUCACCACCCCCCAGCCCCAACCAGGUUGGUGGUAGGACGGACUGUGAGGCAGAUGGCUGGGGUAUUUAUAACCAAGAGUACUUCUUGAGAAAAGUGACUAAGAUGCUAAGAGCAUAUUUAUAGCUGGGUUCUGACGUAAGUGUCAGUGGGGAGGUAGGGCCAGGCCAGGCACAGCAGCAAGAGGGUAGGAAAAGCUGGGAAUUGGGGGCAUCUGACAGCAAGGGUAGAGAAGAAGUGGGGUCAGCGACUCCUGAAGCCACUUCUUGCUGCUUCCCCUGUCUUCUGGCACCAACAGGUAAGCCUUCUGAGACACCACCAGGGGCAGAAACCUCUAGUUUGUAGUUCCAUGGUCCAGACUCCAAAGGGUAGAGAGCUGUCACUCCAGCCCCCACCAACAGAGGGGUUGCUGGGAGCUGGAGGGAGCGCUGGACAGAGGGGCUUGAAUAUGUUCCAGGACCUGGGGAGAUAGACAGCGUGGACUGAGGGUUUCAGUCUCGUUGUUCUUUCUCCCCUCCCACGACAUGGUGCCCUGAGUUUCUAGGAAGAACCUGACUCCCAUCACCUAGCUCCACUGCCACGCAUCAAUGUGAUGAGGUCCAAAACCAAAGGCAGCAGUGAUGUGGGUCCUGAUGACCGCCUCUGCUCUCUGGCAGGGUCGAGAGGAGAAGACAGAGGGCCAGCUUUCUGGCUUUGUGUUGGAGAGGCAGGAAGAGGGUGGGAAGCGCCCAUCUCUCCACUCCCCGAGCAGCCCCUUCCUUAGGAGCCGGUCCUUGCUAAGCCUGCUGCUGUCCAGUGGCACGGCACUGCCACAUGGUGGACACUGGCGGUACUGCGCCCAGUCCCCAAAACACCGCCUCUCUCCCCCAGUUCCCCCAGUGCCUCAUCUAGUAUUCUCUCUUUACAGCCCCCGUGGCUAAAUAGAAGAGAGAUUAUUAAACGUUGUAGUGGCACAUUUCCAAGUCACGCUCACUUCCUCCCAGCUUUUUGAAGAAACUGGAGUAUAAGGAGAAAGACUAGCAUUAGGUCUACCUUCAUGGGUUCAAGGUGGAAGGGCCUGGGUCAGUGAGAAAUGUGCUAAGCAGAGCUGGGAUUGGAAGGAAGUCUGCUGCCCUCACCUUGCUUUGCCCCUAAAAGUCCUUAAACCUCCCAUUGUCCACCCCUGUUACUAGAGGCCCAGCAUCACUUCUAGGAUGCCCCAAACUUACACAGUUCUCACAGUGCCCUGAAAGAGAACCAGCAGUCGGGUGCAGGCCCUCCCAAGGGCCAUGCCCUCUGCCAGCCUUGAUGGACUUUGCUCUGCUGUAAGAUUGCAUCAUCACCACCGCUGCCUUGCUGGGUUUCCUGCGACAUCACAGUAACAUGUCCGCACUGUACUCUGGCCCUCCUCCACACUGUGCUCUAGUCCAACUGGACUCUGGGCGGCCAGCACAGUCAGGGUCAGGAGGUGACUUCUGUGCCCUGUGGCACUGCCACCUUGGCCUGGGCAAGAGGACUUCAUUCUUCCUGCCCCCCACCAACCUCUCACCCCUGUCCCAGCCCCAUUGCUAGGCAUGAAAAACCAGAGUGCUCCUUCCAUCCCAGAGACCCCAGAGAGAGAACCACUAGAACUCACAGCUGCCUCAUGGGAACUGCUGCAGCAGUGGUGGCUGGGUGAGCUAGAAAGACUGGAGGUAUAGGGGCAAAUUGCCCUUCCCCAGUUUGCUCAUAUGGAGUUCCCUCCUCCAAGCCCCAGACCUUGGGGACUGAGCAUGUGAAAUCACCCUCUUUCUUGCAUCAUGCGUGUCCACAUUGCCCCUCUGCCCCCAUACCCAUACCUCAAACUUAGUGACUAGGGCCAGAUGGUGAAACCUGAGCUCUGGGUGGGGGGGGAAACUCCACCCCCUGCAGGGGCCUGAUGGGCAGUACAACUGGCCAAUCCUGGGGCUCAGAGGGUAGGCCUGCCAGCUGACCACUAGGUGAGGGAGCCCCAGGUUGCCUGCUCUAAAGAGGCCCCAGGCAGUGACCAGACAAGAGCUGUGAGGGUCAAACUCCCAGAUGGUGCUAAACACAGCUAUCCAUUGGACCACCCACUUUCUGCCUUCCUGAGUCCUAGGCAAUAGAAGACAGGUGGCUCUACCCUUGGCCAAGGAUAGGUGUGGCACUGGUGUCUGCUGCUGCGGGGCCCUCACUGGCCUCCACACAAUCAGAUCAACAGAAGGAGCGACUGCCACCCGAGGCUCCCGCCCUGACCCAGAGUCCUUCACCAGGAGUAUGGGGAUCCGUGAUGUCCAGCUCUGGCCAGUGCUGCUGUGGGCACUGUUGUGGGCACUACUGUGGGCACAGGGGGCAGGGGCUGUGUGUCCUUCCUGUGGGGGCCCCACACUGGCACCCCAAGCAGAGCGAGCUCUGGUCCUGGAGCUAGCCAAGCAGCAAAUUUUGGAUGGGCUGCACCUGACCAGCCGUCCCAGAAUAAUUCACCCUCUACCCCAGGCAGCGCUGACCAGAGCCCUCCGGAGACUACGGCCAGGAAGUAUGGCUCCAGUGAAUGGGGAGGAAAUCAUCAGCUUUGCUGCCAACACAGAGUCCUCCACUGCAACCUGCAGCUCCAUGCUCACCUUCCACCUGUCUACUCCUCAGUUCCACCACCUGUACUAUGCUCGCCUCUGGCUGCACGUGUUUCCCACCCUUCCUGGCACUCUUUACGUGAAGAUCUUCCACUGGGGCCUGAGAAGGAAGCACCAAGGGUCCCGCACCCUCCUGGCUGAGCACCAAAUGACAACCCCGGGCUGGCACGCCCUGGCUCUGCCUUCUAGUGGCUUGAGGGGUGAGGAGUCUGGGGUCCUGAAACUCCAGCUGGACUGCAGACCCCUAGAAGGCAACAACUCUGCUGCCAGACCACCUCGGCGGCUCCUGGACACAACGGGAGACCAGAGACCCUUCCUGGAGCUUAAGAUCCAGCCCAAUGAGCCUGGAGCAGGCCGGACCAGGAGGAGGACCCCCACCUGUGAGCCUGAGACCCCCUUAUGUUGUAGGCGAGACCAUUAUGUAGACUUCCAGGAGCUGGGAUGGCGGGACUGGAUCCUGCAGCCUGAGGGGUACCAGCUAAAUUACUGUAGUGGGCAGUGUCCCCCUCACCUGGCUGGCAGCCCAGGCAUUGCUGCCUCCUUCCAUUCUGCUGUCUUCAACCUCCUCAAGGCCAACAACCCUUGGCCCUUGGGUACCUCUUGCUGUGUGCCUACUGCCCGAAGGCCUCUCUCUAUCCUCUAUCUUGACCGUGAUGGUAAUGUGGUCAAGACAGAUGUGCCAGACAUGGUGGUAGAGGCCUGUGGCUGCAGCUAGCGAGAGGACCUGAGGGUCUGGAGUA
Manis javanica (Malayan pangolin) is the source of this 3368-nucleotide messenger RNA. RefSeq names its product inhibin subunit beta E (gene INHBE). Gene Ontology annotation, cellular component: extracellular region. Lineage: Eukaryota; Metazoa; Chordata; Mammalia; Pholidota; Manidae. The record is from RefSeq and is a predicted model, not a curated record. Gene Ontology annotation, molecular function: hormone activity; growth factor activity; cytokine activity.